AAAAAUGAGCUUAAGGUUCUUCCUCCAGUUCCUCAGGUGUAUGCCACACUACAGCCACACCACCAGAUUCUUCCUGUUGGAGUUGUUUUGUCAAUAAUUGGCAGUCAAGUCAUUGUAGAGGGUGUUGAGAAGCACAAUCCUCUUAAUGAAGGCUCUAUCCUCUGGAUAACUGAACUUAGAUCUCCAUUGGGGUUGGUAGAUGAAAUUUUUGGACCAGUAAAAAAUCCUUAUUAUUCCGUAAGAUACAAUUCUGAAAGUGAAGUUCCUACAGGGAUUUGUGGAGGCACUCACGUCUCUUUUGUUCUGGAGUUUGCUGAUUAUGUGCUCAACAACAAAGACCUAUACAAGAAGGGGUACGAUGCAUCUGGAGUGAAUGAUGAAGAGGUGUUAGACGAUGAAGAGUUUUCAGAUGAUGAGAAAGAGCUCGAGUUCAAGAAAAUGCAGAGGUUGGCUAAGAGGUCUAUGAAUAACAACCAGAAAAAUGGGAACGGAAACAACACUAGAAAGAAGAAAAACUCUAGUCAAGCCAGGAAAUUCGAUCAGCGUACGUAUCAGAACGAAAAGAUACCCGAUGAGCCCAGAAAUUAUGGUCAGCCCACACCCCAGCAAGCAAUGAUGCCUGAGGGCAGCAAAUUUGAUCAGCACACAACCCAGGAAGCAAAGAUGGAUAUGAUUCAGCCAUCUUCCAAUCACAACCAGCACAAUGGCCCUCCUUUUGCUCCAUUUUAUCACGGUGGUUGUCCGAACCCUUCAGCGGCAGGGCAAUGUUUUAUCAAUGGAGGUGGUGUUAUUCCACCCUUUCCACCAACGUACAACCCCUGCUUUACCCCAGCAAUAAAUGGCAUUAGGCCAACUGAAAUGCCAUUUCAGCUUCAGCAGCAGCAGAAUCCAUUCUUUCCCAACGCCCUUCCAAUGAAUGGUAUGCCAUGGCUUUUACAGAAUCACCCUACUCAGCAAGUGCCUCAAAUGCCUAUGAUGAAUACCUUUGGAGGAGUGGCAUACCCACAGGGGCUCAUAGGUACAUCACCCGGUCUACCAAAUCCUUUGACAAGUGUCGGGGCACAAGGAAUCCAUUCUGGUGGCCUACAGUUUGGACAGAAUCAAAACUUGCUGCAGCCUCCUUCCCCCCUUGCCAUCCCUGGAAGCAUGGAAGCAACACAGCAAUUCAAUCCAGCCAACUCGCACCCAUCUGGUGCAUUUUCUGGAAACGGAGCACCACCGCAAUUCAACCCGGACUCAUCUUCAAGCCAGGGAGGGAAAUCUUUUGGUCGAGGAGGGGAUUCCCAUUUUAGAGGUAGAAGAGGUCGGCGACAAACAAGAUGAACAUUUUAAUUGUUGCAUAUGUGCAAUUACUGCAUUUUUAUUUAGAUCUGUCAUGUAAAUCCUUCCAUCGUCCCAGGUUGGAUGAGAAUUACAAAAUGCUCGAUUGUUAGAUUAUAAUGCUGAAGUUUGUAUUUCAACCAUUCUA
Messenger RNA from Momordica charantia (bitter melon), 1468 nucleotides. RefSeq names its product nuclear assembly factor 1 (gene NAF1). NCBI's taxonomy places the organism in Eukaryota, Viridiplantae, Streptophyta, Magnoliopsida, Cucurbitales, Cucurbitaceae. Gene Ontology annotation, molecular function: RNA binding. The record is from RefSeq and is a predicted model, not a curated record. Gene Ontology annotation, biological process: ribosome biogenesis; pseudouridine synthesis; box H/ACA snoRNP assembly. Gene Ontology annotation, cellular component: sno(s)RNA-containing ribonucleoprotein complex.